Messenger RNA from Trametes versicolor FP-101664 SS1, 933 nucleotides. RefSeq lists its product as uncharacterized. The coding region runs from base 1 to 933 and encodes 310 amino acids. The transcript has 19 exons. The record is from RefSeq and is a predicted model, not a curated record. NCBI's taxonomy places the organism in Eukaryota, Fungi, Basidiomycota, Agaricomycetes, Polyporales, Polyporaceae.
AUGGACGCGGAGAUGAUGUCUGAGCUGGUGUCUGUGCAGCUCACAACGACGCUCGGGUCCGUCUUCCUUGGAUUUGCGUGUACAUGCGUGUUGUACGGUAUAACCAGCUUGCAAACAUGGAUGUAUUUCGACUACGAUUUCAAGGAUGAGCCGAUGCUCAGUAGAACGGUUCUAUUCCUAUGGAUUCUAGACACCCUCCAAGUGUUGUUUCUCGCUAUCACCGUUUACCGCAACGUUGUGGUGGACUUCGGGAAUCUUCCCGCCCUUCUCACGCCAACCUGGAGUCUCGCGGCCAUGGUCAUCCUUGUCAGCAACCUCAUUGUCCGAGCAAUAUUCGGGAUGAGAAUCUGGAAGCUUAGCGGAGGGCACUGGUUCAUACCAGUAUGCAUCGUGAAUGUGCUAUCUCUUUUUGUUCUCGGGGACGGAAUAUUCUUCGCAGUGAAAGGCCUCUCUGUCCCUACGCUAUUCGAAGUUCACUGGAGCUUCUACACAGGAUUUAGCGCGGAAGUCGUUGCCGACACCAUCAUCACCGUCUCACAGUGUAUGCUACUCGUACGCAUGAAGACCGGAUUCGAGAGGACGGACUCGUUGAUAUCGGUGAUGAUGAGAUACAGUAUCAACACCGGUCUUCUCACAAGUAUUUGCGCCAUCCUAGUGCUCAUCACGUACUCGACACAACCGAACAACUUUGUAUACAUGGCAUUCUACUUCGUAUACAGCAAGUUAUACGUGAACUCCCUUCUUGCCACCCUCAACGCCCGGCGCUCGCGGCUCAUGCGACAGAAUCUCGGUGUCCAGCGCGUUGCGGCAACGUCCGUCACCGACAUGACAUUCAAAGCGGACGCCUUCGAUCUGAGCCGGCCUGCUGAGCUUACUACGAUCAUCGACAUCGGCUCGCGGCUGGCAAACUCCAGCGAGAGCCAUGAGUUUUGA